AUGGCUUUUAAAGUGAGUUUCGUCGCAGCAAUUUUGGCCCUGUCAGUUUUAUUCAACGGGGAAGUCGACGCUGACGGUCACGCGCACUCUUUCCAACAUUUCCACGGACCUGUGAUAGGGGAUGCUCAAGAGGUGACUUGGAAAGACAAGCACGGUCACCACCAUCACGAUUACGUGGCACAUCCGCACUACGAGUUCUCGUACGGCGUCGAGGACCAUCACACCGGCGACUAUCAUGGCCAGAAAGAGCAUAGAGACGGCAAAGAAGUGGUCGGCGAGUACACAAUAAAAGAGCCCGGCGGUAACGUUCGUACGGUGAAAUAUCGCGCUGGAAAGGAUGGGUUUUUCGCUCACGUUAUCAACAGCAACGGCAACGACCACGACGGAGGACACCGGCAUUAAUCGAAACGUUGUUCCAUCUGUUGCCAAAGAUUUCUUGUUACGUUGCUAUUGUUGUUCGUUAUGCAACGUUGAUUGUUCCGUUUUUUUUUUUCUUUAUUGCGCUGAUUAAAAAGAGACAGAGAGAGAGAGAGAGAGGGAGAGGGAGAAGGAAAAAAUACAAAUCGAAACAUUCGCGAGUUCAAUUCGUUCCAAAUCACUUGCCCAAUUAGCACCAAUAUCGAGGGGUGGUCCGAUCGUAGAAACUCGGAGGCCGGAAUCGAAAACCGAUGUGCGCGGAAACCGAUCGAGAGGCGCCGCGAUUC
Frieseomelitta varia is the source of this 704-nucleotide messenger RNA. Its product is annotated as cuticle protein 7-like. The record is from RefSeq and is a predicted model, not a curated record. The coding region runs from base 1 to 402 and encodes 133 amino acids. The transcript is spliced from 3 exons. Gene Ontology annotation, cellular component: extracellular matrix. Lineage: Eukaryota; Metazoa; Arthropoda; Insecta; Hymenoptera; Apidae.